Hemibagrus wyckioides is the source of this 552-nucleotide messenger RNA. It is a transcript of the gene ndufa5, whose product is annotated as NADH:ubiquinone oxidoreductase subunit A5. The record is from RefSeq and is a predicted model, not a curated record. Bases 94 to 444 code for a protein of 116 amino acids. Gene Ontology annotation, biological process: respiratory electron transport chain. NCBI's taxonomy places the organism in Eukaryota, Metazoa, Chordata, Actinopteri, Siluriformes, Bagridae. The transcript is spliced from 5 exons.
AAUACUAGAGGACUGUAGCUAGGGAAACUAUUGAGGCGCGUUCUUCUGGCGUCAUCUUCCAGCGACGGAGAGUAGCAUAGACGGCUAGCAGCUAUGGCUGGUGUGAUAAAGAAGACCACAGGCUUGGUGGGCCUGGCUGUUUCCCUCAACCCACAUGAGCGUCUAAGGAUUUUGUACUCCAAGAUUCUGGGCUGCGUCCAAGCCAUGCCUCAGGAUGCCGCCUACAGGAAGUACACGGAGCAGCUAAUAAACGAGCGACUGGACCAUGUCAAAUCGGAACCUGAUGUGGAGAAACUCGAAAAGAAGAUCAACUGUGGCCAGAUUGAAGAGGUCAUCGCACAAGCAGAGUCAGAGCUGGCUUUAUCCAGAAAGAUGGCUGAAUGGAAACCAUGGGAACCACUGAUCGAAGAUGCCCCUGCAAACCAGUGGAAGUGGCCAGUCUAAACCAGUCGCAUGACCAGUCCUACCCUUUGAGCCAUCCGGGGGCUUUUUGUUAAUUUCAGGUUUAUUUAUGUUAAAAAAAAAAGAUUAAUAAAUCCCGUCUGUAACGUC